AUGCCAACUCAAGAAGCAUUCAGUAAUGACUCCAAAUCUUUUCUGGGUCGCCUCGCCGACAAAGCAUCGGAAAAUUCUACCAAGACAGCCAGGGCUCAAGAACGAUACGAAGAGGUUUCGAAGGUACUUGAAUUAGUUGAAAGUUCCGUGAAGAAUUACCGGGACUUAUCGCAAGAGAGGUUGAGAAACGGGGAUACCUCACUCAGACAGACUAUCGAGAAGAGGAUAAGUCAAAUCACCGAUAAUAGUAAAGUUCAUACCGAUAAUCCCAAAGAAAACUUACGAAGGAUCAAAGACGCAUGGAGCUUUCAUCUCUUGGGAGUGGAAGAAUCCUGA
This is a messenger RNA of Kwoniella mangroviensis CBS 8507, 336 nucleotides long. RefSeq lists its product as uncharacterized. The transcript has a single exon. The record is from RefSeq and is a predicted model, not a curated record. Lineage: Eukaryota; Fungi; Basidiomycota; Tremellomycetes; Tremellales; Cryptococcaceae. The coding region runs from base 1 to 336 and encodes 111 amino acids.